This is a messenger RNA of Pomacea canaliculata, 10576 nucleotides long. Its product is annotated as neurogenic locus notch homolog protein 1-like. The transcript is spliced from 25 exons. Lineage: Eukaryota; Metazoa; Mollusca; Gastropoda; Architaenioglossa; Ampullariidae. Gene Ontology annotation, biological process: heterophilic cell-cell adhesion; establishment or maintenance of epithelial cell apical/basal polarity. Gene Ontology annotation, cellular component: plasma membrane; protein-containing complex. The coding region runs from base 17 to 7069 and encodes 2350 amino acids. The record is from RefSeq and is a predicted model, not a curated record. Gene Ontology annotation, molecular function: calcium ion binding.
AGGUGAGAGAUGUGAAAUGGAUGUCAACGAGUGUGAGGAAGCAGUGGUACCCCCGUGCAUGAACGGUGGCACGUGCCAGGACUCCAUCAACGGCUUCACCUGUCUGUGUGCUGACGGCUGGACAGGUCAGCUGUGCCAUCAGGUGAAGAGUGCAUGCCAAUCCAAUCCAUGCUUGAACAACGGGACCUGCGCCAGCACUUCCAGCAGUUUCACCUGCGAGUGCACACCUCAGUUCGCAGGUAAACGAUGCGAGCUUGAUGUUGACGAGUGCGCUGUCUUGUCGUCUAGAUGUCAAAACGGGGGACAGUGUGUGAAUACACUCGGAGGAUUCGCAUGCACCUGCUCUCCAGGCUACACCGGCGAACACUGCGAGACAGAGAUCGACGAAUGCGCCAGCCAACCGUGCUUCUUCAACGGCACCUGCGUCGACCUCAUCAACAACUUCCGGUGUGAAUGCGCAGACGACUUCAUGGGCCCGCAGUGCGAGGCCGUAGUCAGGCGCUGCUCGCUGGAAGGUCCGUGUGGGGAUCAUGGGGUAUGCGUGGAGAAGCCGGCAGGCGGCUAUAUCUGCUACUGCCAGCCCGGUUUCCACGGCAACCGAUGCGAGUUUAACAUUGACGAAUGUUCGUCUAGUCCCUGUCGUAAUGGCGGCUCGUGUACGGACGCCAUCAACAAGUACUCUUGCUUCUGUCGACCAGGUUACACGGGUGUGAACUGUGAGACAGACAUACCCGAGUGCGGCAGUCAGCCCUGUCAGAACGGGGGCACGUGUGUGGAGCCUCAGCCAGGCUUGUUCACCUGCACCUGCCCACCUGGAUUUACCGAUGCUUACUGCCAGACAGACAUCGAUGACUGUGUGGCAUCCGUCUGCCAGCCUCCCAGACGCUGCGUUGAUUUGAUUGGUGGAUUCUUAUGCCAAUGCCCACCCGGAAUGACGGGAGCAAACUGCGAGACCCACAUCAGCGCCUGCAGCAGCAGCCCCUGUCUGAACGGCGGGAGCUGCACGGACGAGGGCGACACCUUCCGCUGCCACUGCCCCUACCCCUACAGCGGGGACAACUGCGGCAUCCGCACCGACCCCUGCUUCCCUAACCCCUGUCUGCAAGGAGGGACCUGCUACCACGACAGCCUGUCCCCCAAAGGCUUCAGCUGUUGGUGUGCACCCGGCUUCAUCGGCGAGCUUUGUCAGGGGGACGUGUACGACUGCCGGUCCAGCCCGUGUCACAACGGGGGCACGUGCCAGGAGCGGACUGACGGCGUGGGCGGCUACAGCUGCUUGUGCACGUCACGCUUCGCUGGCCGCCAGUGCGAGACCCGGGUGGACGCGUGCACAGCUGCACCUUGUCAACACGCGGGCACGUGCAGCCUGACUGCUGGGGGCGAAGGUUUCACGUGCCUGUGCGCGCCAGGAUGGAGAGGUGUGACCUGCGAAUCAGACAUCAACGAAUGCACGGAAGGUGCUGUAGCAUCAGCAGCAGCAUCAGCAGCAGCAGCCUCGCCGUGCGACAACGGCGGCCAGUGCGUCAACACGGCGGGGUCAUACCGGUGCGUGUGCUCCGUGCUGUGGACAGGCCAGCGCUGCCAGCUCGACGUCCUGGAGUGCCAGGGGCAAGGCGCUGCCAUGGCAACCAUCCUGAGCGCAGGAGGCGGCGAGACGGUGUACUGUUUGAACAACGGGACCUGUCUGGAGCAGGCAGGAGCUUUGCCCAAGUGCGUGUGUCCAGCGGGGUUUACCGGAAGCAGGUGUGAGGUCAAACUAGAAGGAUGCGAAUCUCAGCCUUGUCAGAAUGGAGCCACGUGCGGUUCGCAGGUGAACAGCAGUUCAGUGACCUGCACCUGUGCAGCAGGGUUCACAGGAAACCAUUGUGAAACCAACAUAAAUGAAUGCCAGACAACAGACUGGUGUCGGAAUAACGCUACCUGCCAAGACACGUGGGGUGGGUUCACCUGCGCGUGCCAGGCCGGGUGGACGGGACUCCUUUGCGAGACGAACAUCGAUGACUGUGACACUGUCGUCUGUCAGAACGGAGCUACCUGUGCGGAUGAGAUCAAUGGAUUUCGCUGCGUCUGUCCACCUGGAUUUGCAGGCACGUAUUGUGAACGAGAGAUAAACGAGUGUUCCUACCAGCCGUGUCUCAACAACGCGACAUGUGUGGACCUUGUCAACGGCUUCACCUGCAUGUGCUCACCUGGAUUUUCAGGUACUACUUGUCACGAGGACAUCGACGAUUGCUUGUCACAACCGUGUGCGUCUGGCAGCACGUGUGUCGACUUGCUCAACGCUUUCGUCUGCAUUUGUCCGCAAGGUGUUACAGGAGCUCUGUGCGACACCGAUGUCAAGGAGUGCAGGCUGGCGCCAUGUCAAUAUGGCGGCCAGUGCUCGGAGCCCGAGAGGGGAAGCUACCUGUGCAGCUGUCCACCUGGAAUAACUGGUACCAACUGUGAAGAGGUUCGGACGGCAAAUUUUAACGGCUCGAACGUCCUCGUGCUGCCGUCGUUGGUGUACCUAGGUGGAGGAGGGUUGAGUGGAACUUCGAGCAGAAGACGAAGGAGUGUGGAGGACUCAGCCGCGACUGAGCUGCAGAUUCGAUUUACAUACACAACGACUUUUCCUAACGGGGUGCUGCUGUUUGCGACAGGGACUUCUUCCGAUUCAAGACCUCAACACCUGAGUGUCGAGCUCAACUCUGGCCUCCUUCGGAUCACGCAGAGUGAUGGGACCUACUCGCUAGACGGCGCUCUUCGGUUGCCCGCUGCCGAUCACGCCAUCUACAGUCAAACUGUCGACAUCCUAAUAACCAGAACGACCAUUGACCUGACCCUUGACCCUCACUCGUGCGCUGGUGGCGCCAGCUGUUCUCUGAGGCUGUCAGGGGAAGACAACGCCACCAUGCUGUACCUGAGUGGACCGCUGUACUUCGGAGGUGUCGCUGACAUCACACCCUACAUCAGGAGUAAGCUCAACACUGGGGAUGGAUUUGUUGGCUGCUUAGGGAACUUGGUCGUCUCGGGAAACAUUGUCAACCUCAUGCCACCGGCUUCUAACACGUCGUUGUCAUCAAACACCUCCUUGACAAGGUUGACGACAACAGCGACGACUCCAGCACCGCCGACAUCAACAACCACACCAUCACCAACGCCGCAGACAAUCGCUCUGCCGACCCCAGGGUGCGAGACCCACGAGCCCUGCCCAGACUCCUACUGCCAAAAUGGCGGACGGUGCGUGGACACGUGGACCAACAAGUUCUGCGACUGCGCCACUGGGUACACUGGCCGCCAGUGCGAGGUUCAAAACAUGGCGCAUUUCACCGCCGAGUCCAUGAUGCAUUUCGGAAGCUACGCGGAGAUCACCAACCUCAGCUUCUGGAUCAGCGCCACGGAGCCCGAUGGUGUCAUCUUGUACACGGUGACCACGGACAUGCUGGCCCUGGUACUGGACGGAGGCCAGCUUCGUCUCCAUCUUGUGUCACGAGGAUCUGACGUCAUCAGUCGCGUGGGUAAUAAUCUGGACAAUGGAGACUGGUUUCAGGUCAAAGUGACCCUCGCCACAGGUCGCUACACUGUCGAGGUGUACGGCGAGAGGACGGGGCUGUAUGGGGCAGCUACGGGUACUGUAGCCAACUUCAUCUUGGUCACCCGACCUCUGUUUCUGGGACGUCUGCACAGCCACCCGGCGGUCGACAAGUGGAGACAGCGACCCACUCCACUACCAACUGACGUCAGUUUUGACGGCUGCCUGCAAAACCUCGUCAUCAACAACCCUGUAGAUCUUCAGGACCACGUGACUUCUGUCUUCGGUAACGACCCACCCGUCCCCACACCCGGGUGUCCACGAGAAGACACAUGUCAGGGGGAGCCGUGUCACAACGGUGGGGUGUGUCGCCCGCAGUGGGGAGGCUACUCCUGCUCUUGUGCUGCAGGGUUCCAGGGAGAGAACUGCACAGAAGCAACGGCUGUGACGUUUGACGGUUCCACAAGUCACGUGCUACUGCAGGUGGACCGCACCAAGUUCGGGUUCGGCAACACGGCCAGCGUGCAGUUCCGCACUCGUGCUGCCACGUGUUUGCUGCUGCUGCUGCAGUUCGUGUCGCUGAGCGGCGGCCUGGACAAGUUUGUGGAAAUCCGACUGUACCAGGGCCACCUACAGGUCUACUCCAGCUUCAGUCAAAGUCAGAGGUCAUCCGAAAACCGUUACGACGAUGGCGAGUGGCACACUCUCACCUGGCAGAGGAUCCAGUCGUUCCUUUUAUUGUCCUUUGAUGACACCGCCAUGUAUAUUUACGCUAAUAUGAAUCCCUUUGAUCCCCGGCUGAGCCAGACGCUGCAGGUAUACGUUGGUGCCCGACCGUUUACAGCAGGUGAGACAGGUGACAACAGUUACCUGAUCAGCCACUUCAAAGGUUGCCUCCGGAACCUGACCUUCAACAACGUCAACGUCCCCUUUGUCCAGAGCCCCACGACCCCAGCAGGGGUCACGGUCACUUCCGUCAACCUCACCGCUGGUUGCCAGGGUGAACCCGUCUGCGACGUCAACCCUUGUCCGGCCAACUCGUACUGCCAGGACGACUGGGACAGCUUCUCCUGCCCCUGCGUACCCGGAUGGACAGGGUCAGGGUGUGCGGAGAGCGUGGACGACUGCUUGGGUCACGACUGUCACAACAACGCCACCUGCGUGGACGGGCACCAGGUAUACACCUGUCUCUGCCCGCCUGGCUUCACAGGUAAGCUCUGCGAGAAUGAGUUCCAGCCGUGCGACGAUGGCGCGUGCUCGACGGAGAACACCAUCAACUGCACGGUUACUGAGGACGGCAACGGCUACCGGUGUAACUGUCAGCCGGGGUGGGAAGGGGUCCACUGCGAGCUCAAUGCCGACUCCUGCGUCAGUCAGCCGUGUCUAAACAACGGGACCUGCACGGACCUGCUGGGAUCAUUCAGGUGCGAGUGUUCGGAGGACUUCUUCGGCGAGAGAUGCGAACUGCGGCGCGUGUGCUCGUCCAGUCCAUGCUUCAACCGAGGCACGUGCGUGGCGGACGUUAGCAACGCCAGCUUCUCUUGCGAGUGUGUGGACGGGUACGUGGGAGAGCUGUGUCAGACCUACGACCACUGCAACGACAUGCAGUGCCGGAACAACGGCACGUGCGUGUCGAACUCUUCCUCGUCCUUCUGUGAUUGCGGCCCCGGCUACUACGGAGCCUUCUGUCAGUUCUACGAUCACUGUGUCAGCGCGCCAUGUCUGAACGGUGGCGAGUGCCGGAGCGACGUCAGCAACUUCCGGUGCGCAUGUCCGUUCUAUUUUUCCGGUGACAGGUGCGAGGCACCCGUUAAUCAAUGCGAGUUUAACCCCUGCUACAACGGCGCUACCUGUGUGUUUGACGUCACGAACGCAACUUCCGGUUACGUCUGUCUCUGUCGGGAGGGAUUCACUGGAGCUCACUGCGAAGAUGACGUUCAGGAGUGUGCGUCAGACCCCUGCCAGCACGGAGGGACAUGCAUGGAUAGCUCCACGCAGCCUGACGCCAUCUUCACCUCGGGGUUCGUCUGCAGGUGUCCGGCAGGGUUCACAGGGGACAGGUGCGAGGAGAACAUCGACGGCUGCGCCAACGGUCCUUGCCUGAACAACGGAACUUGUCUGGACGGACCCGGUAACUACACCUGCGCAUGCGCGUCCGGGUUCUCCGGUGUGGUGUGCGAGGAGGACGUGCGCGGAUGCCAGUCCAGCCCCUGUCUGAACGCUGGCACCUGCCGGGAGGAGGCGAACGCGUCCUACAGGUGUGAUUGUGCGGAAGGCUUUGAAGGGGAUCAUUGCCAGGUGCACGUGGACGACUGCCAAAACCACACCUGUAAAAAUGGUGCUACCUGUGUGGAUGGUACCCUGGGCUACAGCUGUUUAUGUCGUCCUGGAUACACAGGACCACUAUGUGAGAGCGUGGAUAACGCCUGCUACACCAACCCUUGCUUCAACAACGGGCGCUGCUCCUACCGCGGCCAUUGCUCCUGCUCUGACGUCAUCGCGCGGUGCGGCUGGGCCAACAGCUCCUGCCAGCUGGACGUGUGCUCCAACCGCCACGACUGCCAGCCUUACCUGGCGCCGUUCACCUGCAACUGUUCACAGACAGGCUUCGCGGGGCCGCAGUGCUCGGAAGACGUGGACGAGUGCGAGCAAGACAACCCUUGCUGGAACAGGGGCACGUGCCAGAACCGCUUUGGCGGAUACACUUGCUUGUGCGAGAGCGGUUACCAAGGAGAUCGUUGCCAAGACGACGUUGACGAAUGUAAUGUCACGGACAUCUGUUUCAAUGGAGGCACGUGCUUGAACACCCCGGGUAGCUUCACAUGUGCGUGUCUGAGCGGGUGGACCGGUCCGCGAUGUGGUCAGAACGUGGACGACUGCCAGUCCCGGCCCUGCCUCAACGGGGGCACGUGCACCGACCUGGUCAGUGGGUACAGGUGCACCUGCACGGGAACAGGCUUCCAGGGCGACAGCUGCGAGAAGAACAUCGACGACUGCGUCAACAACCAGUGCAAGAACAGCGCCACGUGCGUGGACGGCGUCAGACAGUACUUGUGCAAUUGUUCUGGAACUGGCUUCGAGGGCAAGUACUGUGAUAGCGAUGUUGACGAGUGCCGGACCUCGCCAUGUCGAAACAACGGCACGUGCUUUAACGAACUCAAUGCCUACCGAUGCUUGUGCACCAACACCGGUUACCAAGGAGACAAAUGCGAGGACGACAUCGACGAAUGUGUGGAAGAGGAACACAACUGUUCGCAGACGGCUUUUUGCGAAAAUAGUCUUGGUGGCUACCGCUGUAGCUGCCAUGAUGGCUUUGCUGGCGAAUUCUGCGAAAGUCAGAUUUCUGGGUACUUCCCGCUCCGGGACAAAAAUGGAAUCAUCGUCGCCUGCAUUGUUGUGGUGGCCAUCGCUUUGGUCGUUGGCGCAUAUGUCGUGUGGUACAUUCGGAGGUCUCGGAGGAUGAAAGGAGAGUACAAGCCAUCUGAGGCCGAGCAGAACAACACCACGGGUAUACCCUUGGACAAGAUGCCCGAUGCUUUCACCGAGCGGUUGAUAUGAGGGGGUGUAAGCAGCAGAGGGGGUGUAACUCAUCCAGGAGUUCAGGCCGUUUAUUUUGACUGUCACCAUCGAAGUGGUGAUCCGUCUUGGUUGAGUUGAAACGUGGAUACUAUACACUGAGAUCUUACUAAGACGAAGGACAUUUAAUAUACAGUUGACAGUGGAGAUUAUGGACAAUAUAUAUCGGACAUUAACUGAGAGGCUAAGACGAUGGCAAAGGCCAUGAUUAGAAUGGUCUAACGCUAAUUAAUGGUUGACCUGAAGACUGAUGAUUCUGAUGAGCAGAGAAUAAGUGGAUUUAUUGCCAAAAAUGUUAUGUAAGCAAACCGAACACUUUUCUUGGUGGAUCAGCCAGACAUUCGUUGGGCACAUGUGACAUGUGUUCAGCAGUUGCUGUCGUUGAGUAACUACACUAAGUCGAGAGACAACCCAGUGGUUCUUUGUCCAAGAAAAAAAAACCCAAACCCACAAAACUUUGCAAAGCUGCACCUAUGUGGAGGACAGGUAAAAAUGUAUUUAAAAUGAGGGCGAAAGUUGUUUUAACCCGACAGCUUUAAUUUGAGUUUUCUGUUUUGUAAGCUUGUUUUUUGUUGUUGUAAUUUUGAUUGUAAAGUGUACAUUCUUGAUAGGCCAGCACGCUUUAGCUUCAAAUAGUGGAGUCUUCUGCAUUAUGCAUCAUGUGCCAAACAAGGUUUAGUUCUGUUCUGGUGAUAGACGACCUUUGACAUUACCACUCGAGCAGCCGAGGGCAGAGGCAUUAAUUAUUAUUCUCGAAAUAGUGAUCGCGUGACAUCACAAAAGUCGUUUGUGAACAAUCUCGUACUUCCAGCAGUCUGGUGACGUCACACUGUUUUGUGUGCUUCUCACUGCAUCCACUCCCCCCCCCCUCCUUGUAAUGUGUGACCCCCCCACCUACCCCGCCUACCCCACCUCACUUGCAUCAACGUGACGUAACUUGACGUGACGUAACAUCUCAGAGCUUCCUUACUCUAACCAUCCAUCUGACCUCGGUGGGUGUGUCACUCAGGUUGCUGCCUGCCGAGGAUGGGGGUUGGGUAGAGAAGAAACGUCACCAUUAAGCAGCUGGUGACGUGGAUGAUGGUGGAUAUCGUGCGAUACCUGCAGCUUUCUUUUGAUCUCAUGUCUUGUACAUCACCUUUGUGACAACCUGCUGCGCAUGCGCGCGUCUGUGAGAGAGCGUGAGUGAGUGGACUCCGUGUUCGUGCUGUUUUUAUUUAUCUGCACUUUAUAACGAGAAUAGUUUUCGAUGCUGUUUAUCCAGGGUGAAUUUUCUUUGCCUAACCAUUCCCAAGAACACGCUAUCCUUUUAUUUACAAGCAGAAAUGACACCUAUUUACAUAUUUACAAGUUUACAGAUCCAUAUCCACAAUGUCUGCCUUAUGCUUGUAUCAAAGAUUUAUUUAACUGUAUUUAUCUGAAGUAAGAUUUUCUACUGUUUGACAGUCGACAAUUUGCUCCCUCUGGCUCCCUGACUCUUCAAAGUUUUGUCUUUGGCCUCCUACUGUUUGCCUCGGUCCAAUGAAGCGGAGUUUGUUAGACGAUGUGCAAUGGCGCCUUCACCUUUGCUUUUGGUCGAAAUAUUUUUGCUGCAAUAUCUCCCCGCUGUUCUAAGACAUUUAAUUCUGGACAAAAUUUUAAAAAAUUCAUUAAAGCUUCAUUUGGAUGGUUAGGCUUGAUGACGUGUCAUUAACCGUAGUCAAACAGUAGAAGGCCAGUUUCUCUGGUUGUGGAACUAUAGCAUAUACAUCCUGUUAGGUGCACCUGUUGUUUGCUUAAUUAGUGAUGACAAGUUCAGGUUAAAAGUUGACCUUUAUUUAAAAAAAUAUCCUUGCCAGUUUGUUAUUUUUUUAAAACAACAACGACAGUGCUUACAACGAUUUUUCUUUCAAAUUCAUUUUUUAGCCACCAUCUUCACCGCCUUUGUCGCAUCCACCACUACACUGAUUUAAAUAUGUCCAAAACACAAAUUUUGUGUAAAUCUUUUGAGUUUUAUCAUGUUAUUUUGUUUUAUAAUCAUACUUUGACCCCAGAAAAAUUAACAUAGCUGCUCACUCGUUCUGAUUAAUUAAAUCCAUGUAACUCAUUUUCUGCUGAGUAUGUUCUCUAUUCAAAUCUUUAUCCUGAAGCCAAAAUAUUCGUUGAGAGUAUUUUCUCUACUUUUUGUAAAACUGUUUGAACCAGUUCUGAGAACUAUUGCAACACUGACGCUCAAGCUCCUGUUCUCAUGACAACCUUCUUUGUUAUUAUGCAGUUAUUUUGAAACAUGUUGAGACGGUGCCAUUGAAACAGAAAUUUCUGCUCGAAUUCUCUUAUUUACUAUUGUUGAUACAUUUUUACACUUGCAUAUUAUUUUUAAUAUUGAUAAUUACAGACAUAAUAAUUGAAUUAUUUUAAAUAUUGUUUUAAAAGCUUAAGUUGUUUUGUUAAGUGUUUUGACUGACACCUGCAAAUUAAAGAAUUCAUUAUGAUGUGCAGUUAAUAGCAGUGCAAUUAUUUAUUUAUUUUACUCACUGCAAGUUUAAACGAUAGUAUGUAAACAAACGAAAAAGUAAGUGUUGGUUAAAUAUUUUUUGUCUGUCUUAUAAAAGUAACGCAUAGACGAUAAAAUAUUAUUGAAUCGUUUAGUCUUUCAUUAUUUCGUAAUUGCAUUCUUGUAUUGUAUUAUUUGUACGGAAAGUUUCUUUAUAAGAAAUUUGACCUAGACUGAUUUUCUAAUAUAAAAUAAUUUUAGAGCAACACGUGUUUAUUUUCUUCGGUUAAAUAUUAUUAAAUGUUUAAAAUUGCUUUGCAUUUUGAAAUAAUGGCUUUUACCGGCGUUUCUUCCAGUUUUUUAAAAAGUAAUUUUAUAAGUCUCGGGAAAAUGUAUUUUCACAUAUCAUGAUAUCUUUUUAUAUUUAAAGAUGGAACAUUCCGUCAUCUUACCUGUCGGACAUAUCAAUGCGGUAUUUUUUUAAAAUAAUAAUAAAUAACAACAUAUCUUAGGAUUGUUUUGUGGAAAUUUCUCGAUUGAUCACUAAAGUUGUACUCUGAGCGUUUGCUUUAAUAUUCCGGAUGUAAUUUCAUUGUUUGUGAAAUUUCGCACAAAAUUUACAUCCGUGCUGGCAGCAUUUUUUCAUCAUCUCUUCAUAACAACAUUGGUAGUUUUAGUAUAAAUAAUUAAUGCACAAUUAUUUUUAGUAACGAAAAGUUUAGAAUGCUUGAAACUUUUUGAAAUGGUUCUGCGAACAUCAGGCAUGUUUUCCACACAAAUAUUUAUUAUGUCAUAAUGUUUUGAAACAGUUCAUUUCAAAGAUAUUUCGUGGUUUGUUUUCCUAGUCUUUAGAAUUUUUUUGUAUUGUGUUACUUUCAGUACUGAUGCUUGAUUCAGGCUUAUCCUGUUCCCGUUUGAUGUUUACAUUUCUCCGAAACAUCUUGUCAUUUUUUGUACAAUGAUCUGAGAUUUUUUAAUGUUCUUACUCGAUGAAAUAAAAGACUAAUAUUACAUUU